GUAAUGUAUCGAAUUUCACCAUCACUUUACAAGAUCCUUGAAUACCUAGGUAUCGUACCUUUGGACACCGAACCUUGAUAGUGGUCAAGUCACGUGCUAGAUGCCUAUUUGCCUGCGUCUGCGCCUGCACCUGCGCUUCUUCUCUCCUCCAGUUUUCAAAUCUGCUGUACGAGUACUCGUAUUAUUGAAAAUGGCAAAACCACCACUUGAACCUCCGUCCCCUCUAUCUUACACCUCCCGCAUCUCCUCCACCAGUACCAAGACUGCCACGAGUUACCUAUGGGGCAUUUUUGAGGAGAAUGUGGUGGGACAGCUUGGCCGGGCCUCGGCUCUAUGACACUUCGACCACCAGACCCAAGCGCCAAAAUGGGUGAUAUCCAGAGCGAGUAAAAGUGCAUUCGUCAACGAUGUGGCUGCGCGGGAAAUCCCCACUGGGCCCUUUACAGGCCUUGACAUCGUACACAGAGACAUCCAUUCUAUGGCUUCCCAGACAGGGCAUUACUGGUAUCAUACCAGGCAUACAUUCGAUGGACAAAAACAAAUCCACACUCUGUAGAGAUGAAGCAUUCUGAUGGAGUCAGGAAUCUAUCCGAGUCCACACAUGUCACGCAACUAUGUCAGGACUUAUUCAUCACCUUCGGCUAAGGGCUUGGGCCCUGGAUUACGGACAAGGUCCCUGCCCCCCCAAAAGCGAAAAGCCGUGGAGAUUUUCCGCUUCGCCUGCCCACGCUGCGGGGACUCCAGACAAAUGUUCGGCAGAUCAAGGUUUGUCCCUGUGUGACGGCGACGAAUGACCAUGGAGGUCAAUUCAAUUUGGCCACUCAUCCCGCUCCGAUGGGGUCCUAAGGGGACCUACGAACUCGCCCUAAGAAGGUCAUGGACCAAAUGGUCUUUCAAGCUAAAUACCACGGCAUGGUACCAUUUUCUUCUGCUUCAACUUGUAGGAUCGUUUCUGCCACACAAGCCACCGUGACUAUUGCCUAUCUUUGCUGGUUUGACUCGACGCCCAAGUCCGUGCAAACAAGCAAGCUAGCAAAGAGACGAAACUCGUAAUUCCGCAAAACCAAGAGAGUUCGUGCGUACGCCCACCACCAUGGGUUCUGUCGGAUAUCAGGUAGUUGAUGAGAAGUACUCCAACCCUCUUAUCUCAGAGCGCGCCGUAGAUGAACCUCGGCCGUUAAAGGUCAUCUUCGUUGGCGCAGGGGUCUCUGGAAUACUCGCGGCCAUUCGCUAUCCAGAAUUUGUUCCAAAUGUCGAGCUCGCCAUAUAUGAGAAAAACGCUGAUGUUGGAGGUACAUGGUGGGAGAACAGAUAUCCCGGUUGCGCUUGUGAUAUCCCCGCCCACUCUUAUCAGUUGACUUUUGAGUCUUCGGUGGAAUGGACCAAGUUCUAUGCCGGAGCGCCAGAGAUUCUCAAGUACUGGCAAAAGGUUGCGGACAAGUAUAAUGUCAGGCGAUUCAUGAACUUCAACCACAAAGUCAUUGAGGCCCGCUGGAACGAAGAAACAUCGAAAUGGCAUGUGAAGGUCCAGAAGCUGGGCAGUGACGAAGUCAUCGAAGACGUGGGUGACGUCCUUAUCACCGGAACUGGUGCCCUUAAUGAAUGGAAAUGGCCCGACAUCAAGGGCAUUCAUGACUUCAAGGGAAAGCUGCUCCACAGUGCGAACUGGGAAACCGAUUACGACGUCACGGGCCAAAACAUUGCCGUGAUUGGUGCAGGCAGCAGUGGAAUCCAGAUUGUACCAGCGCUGCAAUCAAAGGUCAAGUCGAUGGACCAUUACGUUCGCGGACGGACAUGGAUUGCUGCAUCCUUUGGCUGCGAACUAGUCCGGGAACGAAACAACGGCAAGGAUGGCAACUUUGAAUACAGCAAAGAAGAAAUUGAGGGAUGGAAGAAGAACCCCGAAAGCUAUGUCGAGUAUAGAAAGGCCCUAGAGGUCGGCAUGCAAGGAGGAUUUGCCGUGACACACACUGGAUCCAAAGAACACGAAGGAGCCUGGAUCAUGUUCAAAGAAGACAUGAACAAGCGCCUGGCGAAGAAGCCAGAGAUUGCCCAACACCUCAUCCCUGAAUUUCCUCCUCUUUGCAAACGACUCACUCCUGGACCAGGCUACUUGGAAGCCUUGAUAGCUGACAACGUCAACGUGAUCCAAGAUCGGAUAGCCUCCAUUGACGCGACUGGAAUCAUCACCGAAGACGGUGUCCACCGUCCCGUGGAAACUAUCGUAUGUGCCACCGGCUUCGACACAUCAUUCCAAGGCCGAUUCCCCAUCUACGGCCGCGGCGGCAUCAACCUUCAGGACCGAUACAAGGCCAAGACCGAAACAUACCUCAGUGUGGCCGUUGACGGAUUCCCCAAUUUCUUCCAAUCCCUCGGCCCGAACGCUGGCGUCGGCAACGGCAGUCUACUACUCAUCGCCGAAGUCGUGGCCGGGUAUAUUGGACAACUACUGGACAGACUCGCCAAUGGCGACAUUCGCGCCCUGGAACCCAAGCGAAAACAAGUCGAGAACUUUACCAACUACUGCGACGCAUUCUUCAAACGUACCGUCUUCUCCGCCGAGUGCAACAGUUGGUAUAAAGCAUCUCCUCCAGGCGCUACAGCCGAAGAACGGAAAAACGGUCGUAUCACAGCCCUGUGGCCCGGUAGCAGUAUGCACGCGAUGAAGUGUCUUUCCAAGGUUCGGUUCGAGGACUAUGAUAUGACUUACUAUGAUGCUAAUGAGUUUGGAUGGUUUGGCAAUGGAUGGACCGUGGCGGAACGAACUCACGAUGCCGAGGGUUUGAGCUGGUAUAUCAACAACACGAGAUUCGUUCAUGACCCGCUGAAGAAAAAGCCUCAAGCGCAGAUUGAGGAUGGGAAGGUGAUUACGAAGAAUCAGGACCAGGUUCCCGUGGUGACUAACGGCGAUGAUACUCAUGGUCAUAAAAUUCCGAAUGGAAUUGUGGCGACUUGAUCGAUGAUGGUGGCCAGUUAAGAUUCCAAGAUUCAAGAUUCUGUUCUGUGCUGGCGUUUUCGGGUCAUAUAUUCAUAUAUUCAUUUUGUAUAUAGCAUCCAUGAGUUUUCAAUGGAGAUACGUAUCCU
Molecule: messenger RNA, 3084 nt
Organism: Exophiala mesophila
Lineage: Eukaryota; Fungi; Ascomycota; Eurotiomycetes; Chaetothyriales; Herpotrichiellaceae
Exons: 4
Coding region: 1094-2956 (620 amino acids)
Molecular function (GO): NADP binding; flavin adenine dinucleotide binding; N,N-dimethylaniline monooxygenase activity
Source: RefSeq, a predicted model, not a curated record